This is a messenger RNA of Archocentrus centrarchus (flier cichlid), 1155 nucleotides long. RefSeq names its product calneuron 1 (gene caln1). The transcript is spliced from 6 exons. The record is from RefSeq and is a predicted model, not a curated record. Gene Ontology annotation, molecular function: calcium ion binding. The coding region runs from base 394 to 1050 and encodes 218 amino acids. NCBI's taxonomy places the organism in Eukaryota, Metazoa, Chordata, Actinopteri, Cichliformes, Cichlidae. Gene Ontology annotation, cellular component: trans-Golgi network membrane.
GAUUUUCACUUUGAGACAACAGACCCAGUGCAGUGAAUUUAUUUGGUUUUCCCGAUUAGCCUCCGUGAAUAUUAGCGACUACAACUGGAAGAUCAAAGAAUUUAAACGCUGAUGAGAGUUUUGGCAAAAAGUGCAACUCGAAUAAAUGCGUCCAACUGCUGCUGGACUUCAGAGGCUAUUAAAACACGCACAGCACGGCCGGUGUAGCAUGGCCACGCUGCACUGUCAAAACAAAGGAAUAACUGACUAAUAAGAAACCAAUCAACAGGAUCAUCAUCGUCAGGAUCGAUCGGCAGGCUGAUUGAGGAGUCCACCUCAAGCCUCUAAACUGGAUUGCGAGCAUCGAUUAACGGAUUUGACUGAUCACCUUUCUAACAGCCUCAGAGGGAGAAGAUGCCGUUCCACCAUGUGACGGCAGGCCUGCUCUACAAGGGGAACUACCUGAGCCGCUCGCUCUCUGACAGUGACAGUGAUGUGCUGGCCAGCAUCUCUGUCGAGGAGCUCGAUGAGAUCAGAGAGGCGUUUAAGGUGCUGGAUCGUGACGGAAACGGGUUCAUUUCCAAACAGGAGCUCGGUAUGGCCAUGAGAUCUCUGGGUUACAUGCCCAGUGAGGUGGAGCUGGCCAUUAUCAUGCAGAGACUAGACAUGGAUGGGGACGGGCAGGUUGAUUUUGAAGAGUUCAUGACGAUUCUUGGUCCCAAGCUCCUCUCCUCUGAAACAAGGGAAGGCUUCCUGGGCAGCACAAUAGAUACCAUCUUCUGGCAGUUCGACAUGCAGAGAAUCACCCUGGAGGAGCUGAAACACAUCCUGUUCUACGCCUUCCGUGACCACCUCACCAUGAAGGACAUUGAGAACAUCAUCAUCAAUGAGGAAGAAAGCCUAAAGGAGAACUCUGGGAACUGUCAGACAGAGUUUGAGGGAGUUCACCCCUCAAAGAAGAACCGCCAGACGUGCGUGCGGAAGAGCCUCAUCUGCGCCUUUGCCAUGGCAUUCAUUAUCAGCGUCAUGCUCAUCGCAGCCAAUCAGAUGCUGAGGAAUGGCAUGGAGUAGCUGUGCCCACUGUGAGCUGGAAACAAGCCAGCCUGCAUGUGCAUGCCAGUGGGUGAGGCCAAUAUCCCCGUUGAUAGGAAAAGAACUGCAAGGAGUACCGCUCGA